AUGCUGGCAGUUUCAGGAGACGGGGGUGACAAUAGCGAGAGUGAUAAUAACGAGGACGUGGUGGAUCUGACAGGUGGCGAAUCAGUUAAGGAAAGUGGUUUCAGCGAGAUUGCUUCAGGGAAGGAAGCCACGGAAGAAUCGCCUGUUGGGGAAACUGAAGGCGAAACGGUUGUGCUCUAUAAGGGGGAUGAAGCUGCUUAUGGCGAAACGGUGGUGCUUUAUAAGGGGGAUGACGGCACAUGGGUGGAGGCAGAAGGGCCGGUGGCGGAGGGCGUUGAGACGGUCGUGCUACAGCGUGUGGAAUCAAGUCAAGAGGAAGGGGCAGGUGACAAUAGGGAAGAAGAGGCGGAGGAGGAGGAUGACGAGUGGGAGUUUGAGGAGGAGGAUGCGGCCGACGUGGUGCCUGGUGACGGGUUGGAUGGUGGGGGCUUUGUCUUGAACGGAGCAGCGUGGGGGCAGACCGCUUUGGAGUUGGCACAGGAGGUGUUGGGGGGGAGCAAUUACGGAGGGGAGUUUGAGCUGUACGGCUUUAAGGUGUACCCCGAGAGGAACUGGAUCCGCGUGCGACUGGACAAGCUCAGUGACGUCUACGGCUCACCCAUGGUGGAGGAUAUAGACUCGUUCCUCCUUGACUUCAACGCGCUGGUUAUUGCUGCGGGGGAGAGGGGCGAGCUGCCUCAGGACAUUCAGAUCGAGGUCUCUUCUCCUGGUGCCGAGCGUGUGGUCAAGGUUCCAGACGAUUUAAUCCGGUUCAAGGAGCUUCCAAUGUAUGUACACUACCGGCUGCCUAGUGAAGCGGACAAUACAGGGGACAAGAGCGCUACUGCUAGUGGAGGGAAGACAUCUGAGGAGAUUCUUUCGUUAGUGGAGGUGGAUGAGGAGGAGCGUGUGACUAUAUGGAGGGUUGCCGAUGUGAGGUUGAACAGGGAGCUGUAUGGAGGGAAGGGACGGCCUUUGAGCCGGAAGAAUCGGGAGCGGAGGAUUACUGUUCCGUUUGCAGACAUUCUAGUCGUGCGUAUCUAUUUGGACUACUGA
Molecule: messenger RNA, 1035 nt
Organism: Closterium sp. Yama58-4
Lineage: Eukaryota; Viridiplantae; Streptophyta; Zygnematophyceae; Desmidiales; Closteriaceae
Source: the annotation of a GenBank genome assembly